This is a messenger RNA of Rhodamnia argentea, 1776 nucleotides long. Its product is annotated as F-box/FBD/LRR-repeat protein At2g26030-like. Gene Ontology annotation, molecular function: protein binding. The transcript has 3 exons. NCBI's taxonomy places the organism in Eukaryota, Viridiplantae, Streptophyta, Magnoliopsida, Myrtales, Myrtaceae. The coding region runs from base 1 to 1425 and encodes 474 amino acids. The record is from RefSeq and is a predicted model, not a curated record.
AUGAUAGGGGAGAAUGGUGAAGAAACGGAUGCAACGGUUCUAGUUUCGCGUGAGUUCGAGGAAUUGAUUGGCACUCAAGAUUUAAGUUGCAAACGGUUGUGCGAUCUGCCCGAUGCCAUUCUCCUACACGUCCUAGAUUUUCUACCAACGAGAGCUGCGUUGCAAACGAAUGUGUUGUCGAAAAGAUGGAGGCACUUGUCGAGGUCGAUUUCUAAUCUCGUCUUCGGUGAAGAAAGUAUCUUCGAGAAUUCGCGUUUUUUCAAAUUUGUGGAAGGAGCAUUGGCGUUUCGUGACUUGUCUCCUUUGAAAGUUUUUUCCCUUUCAUUUUACGUGGCUGUUGAGGACCAGUCUCGCGUAAAUACUUGGAUCGAUUCUGCGAUAAGACGCAAAGUUCAGGAGCUUCGCUUGAGGCUCCGGGUACAAACUCAUCCUCCUCUUGAGUAUACCUUGCCCUGUUGUAUAUUCAGGUGUGAAACAAUGGUAGAGUUCCAUAUUGGAUGCCUUCAUAAUUUCAGAGUUCCUUCUUUAGUCUGUCUUCCAAAUCUGAAGGUCUUAACUCUAGAUGACGUUGGAUUUGGGGAUUCAUUGGAGAAGCUGCUUUCACUUCCUUCCCUCGAGGAGGUGUCUCUUAAAGCUUGCAGGUUCCACGAAAUCAAGGUUUUGAAUAUUGGUGCUCCCAAUCUUUUGAAAUUCUUCAUGACUGACUUUCCUAAGGAUUUCAGUAGACGCGGCCAAGUACGGAUUCAUGGAGCUAGAAUCAAAUCCUUACAUUAUUUUGGUCCAUAUGACCGUAACCUUAACAUAUCAUGUCCAUCGUCGCUCGUUGAAGCUGUCAUUGUAGCAUUUCAAGCGCAGGAACAACCUGAUCAAUAUGCCAACCAUGUGUUUAAGCUCUUAAAGGAGCUUUCUAACAUAGAACAUCUCACUUUAUAUCUCGACCGCCUUCAGGUUAUGGAUGAGAGAAAAGAUCUCCUUGACUCUUGUCCGGUUUUUCUUAGCCUCACCCAGUUGAAGUGGUACAUCUCUCCAAUGUACUUAGGUCUUAGUGUACUUCAGAUCAUGCUCAGCCAAUGUCCUUGUCUGAGGAGUCUUGUGUUUGUGUUUUACGAGGGCUUGAUCAAGAACUCUAGAAUGGAUAGCUGGACGCUGGACCCAGUGCCUCGGUGUUUUCUGUCAUCGCUUAAAGAGAUCAGGAUUUGCUACUUCACCGCAGUUGAUACCGAACUCUUAGCUGUGAGAGUUUUCCUCGGGGCUGCUGAAGUUUUGGAGAAAUUGUUUAUACAUUGUUCUCGGGGUUAUAUGAAGAAAUUUCGAGGGUUGAUGAAGCGUUUGAUGAAACUUCCUCGGGCUUCAAAUCAAUGCUCAAUUUCGGUAGAUUUUAGGGAGAAAUGCAGUGCAUGCUCUUCUAAGGGUUUAUUUAGAUAAUCUAGCUGUCUUUGCUGAAAUUAGAACAUUUUCCUGAAGGAGGACAUCUAUCAUGUGGCUGUAGGUGAAAUCAUGCUCUCAUCACUGUUUCUCAAGUUCGCCAUUCUGGAAGACACGUGCACUGUUUCCGUCUUUUUCAUGACGUCAUCGAAAUAGAUCGGCCAUUCUUCAGACAUAGGCUACAUAAAACAAGAAUGUUAAUAUGAUGGAUCAUUGAUACCAAGUAUCAUUUCAAUGUUGUGGCGAUCGCCAAGUUAUUUAUUGCUUUGAUCAAAACCUUUGGCCUUUGAAUUAUGGAAUUUGUUCAUAUUAUGGACGUGUUUAUUUAGCUAAAUGAUGAGGUAAAGCUUG